UGUGGGGAGCUCUGCCCUCAGCCAAGUGGCUGUGUUGUGCCAUUGCUGGUGGAGAAUCAAAAUAUAAUUUCCUUUUGAAAGACGUGGUGGGAAAUAAAUGCUGCCGAAUUGUUCCGUCGUCACACCCUGCUAACGGAGCGAUCGCAGCGAGACAGAGACAUCGCUUGAUAAGAGCUAAAUGAAAACGACAUUCAGCAUGCGUGUGGGAUCGUUACCAUCACUCUAAUAAUAAUAAUAAUAAUAAUAAUAGGAUGUCAUUGCUUAUGCUUUUUAUAACCUUGAAGUCCGAUUUAAAGGAUGCAAAGACCAAUAUAUAAUAAUAAUUAUUAAACAGGAUUAAGCAUCUUAAUUAGAAACGAUAAUUAAUGAGACACGACGCGCUGUCAUUUGUCGCAGUGCAAUGGAGGGUCGCAGCACGGCUUGUGCGAAUGACAGCAUAUAACAAAUUCACAGCUGUAAUGUAACCGAGGCAAACUCGACUAGCGCCCUCGGUCUUUCUGAAAGGAGUGCUCGGACUAGCAGGGGAGGGGGUGGGUGUGUUUGUGUCGUUCGGUGCUUUCCGCCCUGCACCUCAGCUGCAGUGUGUGUACCGGUGGUGCGGGGCUGUAAAAGACCAUGCAUUCACUCCCAACAGGGCUGAAGGAGAAGGACAAGUUCAACUCUGGCUGAACCUUGUUUUUUUUUUGUUUUGUUUUGUUUUGUUUUUUUGUUUUAAGCGCACCAGUUCAGAAAUAAACACGACGACUUUCUGGAGCGAGCUUACCCGGGACUGCUAAUGCAAUGCUGGCAUCGACUACAGCACGACUACCGGCACCAUGUCACCGGAGAACACGUAACAACAACAUAUCCUCAUAAAUAAAUAAAUAAAUAGAUAGAUAGGCAGGCAUCGUUAUUAUUUUUUUGCAUUUUUGCAACAGAGGUCUCUUUGAAAAUAAUAAUACUGAUGCAUUAUGGUUACUAAUUCAUGCACAAUAUACAUAUAUAAAUAGUUUUUACUUUAAUAUUGUAUUUAUUUGUUAUCCUGUAUGUUGAUCGCUGCAUCUCGCCAUGGACAGCAGAGACAGCAAGACUUGCAUGCAAGUGCAUCACCCUGUUAAACCAGUGACGCGCGUGCUGUUAUUAGUAUUUAAAUAACAAUAGCCAUUAUAAUUAUGUAUAUUAUAGGCUGUAUUAAUAUAUCGGCAUGCGACUGCGGUACUUCAUAUCAAUACAGAAGAAUUUUUUUUUUUUUUUUUUUUUGCUGACUCUUAGCUUCUGUGAAGAGGAGCUGUCAUUCCCGUCUAACUGUCCUAAUAAUAGUAAUAGUUAUUGUUAUAAUAAUACUACUGAUUGCGUACGAUAUUUGGAAAUUAAGAAUGGCCGGGCUUGUUUUUAAGGAUUUCAGCUGGCUGUUCCUGGUUGCUGUCUUCUUUGCUUCUUUGCUCACGGUUCUGGCCUGGCUCGUUCAGUACUCGCUCGGAAUCGUUCGCCGCCAAGGUCGGAAAGAGCCGAACACCUGCGGUUCGGCAGCCGGACCCGGGGCCUUCCCCGCCCAUCAACAGGCCUGGGGGGUAUGGGGUUCCUUGCUGAAGUUGGGGUUCGGCCGGGAAGGAGGAAGAGGAGGAGGCGCUGCUGGAGGGGAACCCGGGGCCGGGGUGAAGGGGCUGCUGUCUUCGCUGUUCGCCUUCAAGUCGUUCAAGGAGAGCUGGCAGCGCACCUGGGUUCGAGCGCUCAAUGAGCAAGCCUGUCGGAACGGGAGCUCCAUUCAGAUCACCUUUGAGGACAGUCCACAGCUCCCCGUCUCCGCCAGCAUCAGUCAUGUGACCUGCACGGACCAAUCGAAGAACAGAAUGGUUCUCCAGUGUCGCUUCACAGCUGACACGGUGACAUUUCCAGUGACUGUAACUCAACAAUCACCAGCUGCUGUUUCCAUGGAUAUGUACCAGGUUGCCAUGGAACCCUUGGAGGCUCAGUUGGAGAUCUGCCUAGAGGAGCUGCAGGAGGGGCUGCUGGUGUCCUGGACUUUCUCAGAGCGCCCCGUGCUGGCCCUGACUGUCACCCCGCGACUGCUGCAGAGAGCAGGGAGUGAUGAGAAGGUGGAUGUGGGCACUAUCCGAGAGCUGGUGGAAGACACGCUCGUGAGCACCCAGCCGGCCAUGAUCAUCAACCUGCAGUCCAGCGAGUCCAGCAGUGUGGUCCCAGGAGAGAGGCUAGUCAGGGGGCUGCCCUCCCCUUCCCGAGGGGGGGUCCCAGGACACAGGUUGCAGGUUCGACAGCUGAGGGCUUCUAACAUCAGCACGGCAGAGAAAGGAGGUCAAGGAGAGCUGUGCUGUGUGCUGGAGCUUGACAACCCCUCUCAGAUCAAGAGGACCCAGUUCCUGCCAGCUCCACAGAACCCCAGCUCUGAGCUGGACUGGAGAGAGGAGAUCCUGCUGGAGCUGGGAUUGAGGACCAAGGAGCUGAAGCUGAGUCUUGUGGAGAGAACCAGUCAAGGAGAACAUCCCCUGCCUGGUCAGGCUGCUAUCCCUCUGGACCCCCCCAGGGGCCUCCCUCUUGGCCGGCAGGUCUUGUCCCUGUGUCCUGCAGCAGGAGGGGUGUCUGCCGGGACUGUCUCCCUGGAGCUGAGGUACCUGGAGCCUGCAGACCCCCGCGAGACUCACCCCCCAGGAUCAGCGCUGACCUCCCUCACCCCCACCAAGAAGGUAGAGAGGGACCGAACUGUCAUGCCGGACGGCACCAUUGUUACCACGGUGACCACCAUCCAGUCACGCCCCAAGCUGGACCGCAAACUUGACUCUCCCUCACGCUCCCCCUCCAAGGUGGAGGUGACAGAGCGGGGGCCAGCGCUGAAACCAGAGGAAUACCAGGACGGGGUCACCCCCACCACCAGCACAGAGAGUCAGCUCUCCAAUGGGCUGGACCCGGUGGCAGAGACGGCGAUCCGACAGCUCACCGAGUCGGCGAGCAAGGCAGCUAAGAAGACCCCUACCAAGAGAAGCACCCUCAUUAUCUCCGGAGUCUCCAAGGUGCCGGUAGCGGAGGACAACACGUCUGUCUCAACCGGCUAUGCUGCAGCGAUGGACGCCGCCCUGCAGGGGGAGCCCUAUGGAGCCUCCGGUUCCACCAGUCACGCCGAGCCGCCACGCCCCACCGGCUCCCAGGGUGCACUGCAGCAGGACACGGAUGAGACCACCCAGUCUGACAUCUCAGAGAGGCCCUCAGUGGAUGACGUGGAGUCUGAGACUGGCUCGACCGGGGCGCUUGAGACACGCAGCCUCAAGGACCACAAAGUCGGGUUCCUGCGCAGCGGAACGAAGCUCCUGUUCCGUCGCCGUCAUCGCCAGAAGGACCCGGGAUUCAGCCAAUCACACGAGGACGUCACCAACGUGGGAAACGGCUCGGCUGCGUGCAAGAAAUCUGGAGGUUUCUCCAGACGCCUCAUCAAGCGCUUCUCCUUCCGCUCCAAAUCCAAGGGCAAGGCCAGUGCGAACGGAGGAGCGGCGGGGAGUGAGAACUGAGGAGGAGGAGAGAGCACGGGGAGCAGGGGAGCCGGGCAGGGCAAUGCAAGAACCAGGCACGUGUUAAACAAACAAACUGUUGUAGUUUUAUCUGCAGUGAAAGGGCAAUCGUAAUUUCAAAAAGCUUAAUCGGAAAACUUGUAAGGUAAAACUAGAAGUCAGGUAGCAGGGAUGGAACUAAGACUCCCAUUGCACAGGAGUUUGAUCCAUUCCUGAUUUUACUAUGACUUUAGAAAGACACACCUGAGCUUGC
Messenger RNA from Polyodon spathula (Mississippi paddlefish), 3750 nucleotides. It is a transcript of the gene c2cd2l, whose product is annotated as c2cd2 like. The coding region runs from base 1356 to 3497 and encodes 713 amino acids. Gene Ontology annotation, cellular component: cytoplasmic side of apical plasma membrane. The transcript is spliced from 14 exons. Gene Ontology annotation, biological process: positive regulation of insulin secretion involved in cellular response to glucose stimulus. Gene Ontology annotation, molecular function: phosphatidylinositol transfer activity; phosphatidylinositol binding. NCBI's taxonomy places the organism in Eukaryota, Metazoa, Chordata, Actinopteri, Acipenseriformes, Polyodontidae. The record is from RefSeq and is a predicted model, not a curated record.